This is a messenger RNA of Miscanthus lutarioriparius, 897 nucleotides long. NCBI's taxonomy places the organism in Eukaryota, Viridiplantae, Streptophyta, Magnoliopsida, Poales, Poaceae. The record is from the annotation of a GenBank genome assembly.
AUGGCGGAGAUCCCGGUGAUCGACCUGCGCCUCGCCGGCUCGUCGCCCGAGGAGUCCGCGCGGCUGCGUGCCGCGUGCGAGCGCCUGGGCUGCUUCCGGGUGACUGGCCACGGCGUGCCCGCGGGGCUCCUGGCCGAGAUGAAGGCCGCCGCGCGCGCGCUCUUCGACUUCCCCGACGACGCCAAGCGCCGCAACGCCGACGUCAUCCCCGGCAGCGGCUACGUGCCGCCCAGCGCCGCCAACCCGCUCUACGAGGCCUUCGGGCUCCUCGACGCCGCUGCGCCCGCCGACAUCGACGCCUUCUGCGCGCGCCUCGAGGCGCCGCCCCGCGUCAGGGAGACAGUCAAGACCUACGCGGAGAAGAUGCACGACGUGAUCGUUGGCGUCGCCGGCGAGCUGGCCUCCAGCCUGGGGCUGGAGGAGCACUCGUUCCAGGACUGGCCGUGCCAGUUCCGCAUCAACCGGUACAACUACACGCAGGAGACGGUGGGCUCCUCCGGCGUGCAGACCCACACGGACUCGGGCUUCCUCACCGUGCUCCAGGAGGACGAGUGCGUGGGCGGCCUCGAGGUGCUGGACCCCGCCACCGGCGAGUUCGUGCCCGUGGACCCCGUCGCGGGCUCCUUCGUCGUCAACAUCGGCGACGUCGGCACGGCGUGGAGCAACGGGAGGCUGCACAACGUGAAGCACCGGGUGCGGUGCGUCGCGCCCGUGCCCCGCAUCUCCAUCGCCAUGUUCCUGCUCGCGCCCAAGGACGACGGCGUGAGCGCCCCGGAGGCGUUCGUUGACGCGGACCACCCGCGCCGCUACAAGGCGUUCAACUACGACGACUACCGGAGGCUCCGGCUGUCCACCGGCGAGCGCGCAGGCGAGGCGCUCGCGCGGAUGGCGGCGUGA